CCCAGUGGAGCCCGUCGGAUCCAGCCUAGCUUUGCGCCCGGGGGCGCGCCACCUACCAGUCCGAGGUGUCCGCACGUCCGGCCUUUCCUUCGUCCGUCCCACCUGGGGCCGGCGCCGACCAUGCCCAGCGGCUGCCGCUGCCUACAUCUCGUGUGCCUGUUGUGCUUCUUGGGGGCACCGGUUCAGCCUGCCGGAGCCGAUGACUGCAGCUCUCACUGUGACCUGUCCCACGGCUGCUGUGCGCCUGACGGUUCCUGCAGGUGUGACCCAGGCUGGGAGGGACUGCACUGUGAACGGUGUGUGAGGAUGCCUGGCUGCCAGCACGGUACCUGCCACCAGCCUUGGCAGUGCAUCUGUCACAGUGGCUGGGCAGGCAAGUUCUGUGACAAAGAUGAGCACAUCUGUACCACACAGUCCCCCUGCCGGAAUGGAGGUCAGUGCAUAUAUGACGGGGGUGGCGAGUACCACUGUGUGUGCCCCCCAGGCUUCCAUGGGCGUGACUGCGAGCGCAAGACUGGACCUUGUGAUCAGGCAGGCUCUCCGUGCCGGAACGGCGGACAGUGCCAGGACAACCAGGGCUUUGCCCUCAAUUUCACGUGCCGCUGCUUGGCGGGCUUUGUGGGUGCCCACUGUGAGGUGAAUGUAGAUGACUGUCUGAUGCGGCCCUGUGCUAAUGGUGCCACCUGCGUGGAUGGUAUAAACCGCUUCUCCUGCCUUUGCCCUGAGGGCUUUGCUGGACGCUUCUGCACCAUCAACCUGGAUGACUGUGCCAGCCGCCCAUGCCAGAGAGGAGCCCGCUGUCGGGACCGUGUCCAUGACUUCGACUGUCUCUGCCCCAGUGGCUAUGGAGGCAAGACUUGUGAGCUAGUUUUACCUAUCCCAAACCUGGCCACCACAGCGGACAUACCUCUGGGGCCCACCUCAGCUGUGAUGGCACCUGCCACGGGGCCUGUGCCCCACAGCGCAGGGGCUGGUCUGCUGCGGAUCUCAGUGAAGGAGGUGGUACGGAGGCAAGAGGCUGGGCUAGGUGAGUCUAGCCUGGUGGCCGUGGUGGUGUUUGGGGCCGUCACUGCUGCCCUGGUCAUGUCCACAGUGUUCCUGACCCUGCGGGCCUGGCGCCGGGGUGUCUGCCCCCCUGGACCCUGUUGCUACCCUGCCCCGCACUAUGCCCCGGCACGCCAGGACCAGGAGUGCCAGGUGAGCAUGCUGCCAGCAGGGCCCCCCCUGUCACUUGACCUGCCCCCUGAGCCUGGAAAGACCACAGCACUGUGAUGGAGGUGGGGGUGUUCCGCCCCUCCUCACCUCCACCUCUCAGACUCGAGUAAUCCUCACCACCCCUCAGCUGGGGUACACAUAUUGAGGGAACUCAGCCUCAUAACAGAAAUAUUAUUUUUUUAAUACACAGAAUGUAAAAUGGGAAUUUUAUCAAAUAAAUCUAUGAAA
Messenger RNA from Talpa occidentalis (Iberian mole), 1443 nucleotides. It is a transcript of the gene DLK2, whose product is annotated as delta like non-canonical Notch ligand 2. Gene Ontology annotation, molecular function: calcium ion binding. Lineage: Eukaryota; Metazoa; Chordata; Mammalia; Eulipotyphla; Talpidae. Gene Ontology annotation, biological process: establishment or maintenance of epithelial cell apical/basal polarity; heterophilic cell-cell adhesion. The transcript has 6 exons. The record is from RefSeq and is a predicted model, not a curated record. Gene Ontology annotation, cellular component: plasma membrane; protein-containing complex. Bases 121 to 1272 code for a protein of 383 amino acids.